Molecule: messenger RNA, 2109 nt
Organism: Alternaria burnsii
Lineage: Eukaryota; Fungi; Ascomycota; Dothideomycetes; Pleosporales; Pleosporaceae
Product: annexin anxc4
Exons: 2
Coding region: 1-2109 (702 amino acids)
Cellular component (GO): cytoplasm
Molecular function (GO): calcium ion binding; calcium-dependent phospholipid binding
Source: RefSeq, a predicted model, not a curated record
AUGGCGGCCAGACCAGCGAGCGAACCCAUUACCAUGGGAAACUACACCGAUCUCCCCCCGCACGAGAGACCUGGCUACUCUCAACCCACGUCCUUUGCGCGUCCCGCGCCCACGGCAGGCCCGUCGGCGGGCGUCUCUUAUGCCCAGCCUGGCAAUGUUCAGUAUGCGCCGACCGCACACAACUUUGCCUACACGGCAGCCCCAGCUUCCCAUAACGCGCCUACGAGGACACCGGCGGCGACAGCGACUUCGAACGGGGGCCCUCAGUAUGCCAAUCCAACCCUCCAGUAUACGGCGAAGCCAGUGGGCGGCGCCGGCGAGCCGCCACACGUACGACACAACUCCCAGCCCAUGAGUCCCUCGUACCCUCCGUCGGCUCAAUUGCAAUACACAGCUGCAUCGCAAGCCCCUUCGCCGCAGCCCCAAUACACGACCAUGCCACACGCCCCUCCACCCCCGUCCCAGUAUCCCCCCAUGUCACAAGCUCCUCCGCCGCAGUCCCAGUAUGCGACCAUGCCACAGGCUCCCCAGCCGCCGCCAACUGAUCAGUCCGGCUAUCCACCUCCGCCAAUGGGUCACCACGCGCAGCGUCCCGAUCACCACCGGGCUGCUUCUUACUCGGGUCCAAUGAGCACACACGAUGGUCGCAAUGUGGUCGAGCUGCGUCCACAGGGUCACCUUGGUGCAGGCGACAGACCUGAUGGGCUGCGCAUGGACAGGCUGUCGGUGAGCGGAAACCGACCAGACCUGCAUACUAUCGUCCCUGGAGGUAUGCCUGGAGGAUUUCCAACGGGACUGCCACCGCCGAGUCCUCUGCUCGAAGCUUACCACGGAACCUAUCAGUCCAUCAGCCCCAUGCCUCAGGCGCUGAUGCUAGACGACGAUCUUGACCAUCUGCCUGCCCUCGACACCCUCUCUCCUCGGGCUUCUGGCCAUUCUAUCCAUGGCCGUCACCGUUCUCGUUCCACUUCGCGGCGAUCGCCAAGUCCUUCGAGGUCUUCCAAGCAUAACGACAAGCUGGCAUUGGCGGCAUAUGGCCGCGGUGAGCGACUACCCGAGAAGAAGGAGCGGAGGGCAAGAGUUUAUGACGCUACAGACGACGCCCUAGCGCUUGUUGACGCUCUGGCUGCGCGAACUCCUGACGUGGAUACUAUAGUCGAUAUCCUUCCGGCUCUAUCGCAUGACCAGAUGCUCGAAUUGAGAGCUGAGUAUAAACGGCACUGCAAGGUACAAGGCAGGGGUAUCAACAUCGCCAAGCAUAUCAAACUCAAAACGUCUGGCAAUUUCGGAAAGAUCGCCUACGUGACAGCCUUGGGAAAAUAUGAAGGGGAGGGGUACUGGGCGAACUACUGGUAUCAGUCAAACUCGGCGCGUCGCGAGCUGCUCAUCGAGUCAUUGAUGGGCCGUCAAAAUUACGAGAUUCGUGAGAUCAAGGACGCAUUCAAGGACAAGCGUUACAGCGACUCUCUGACCCGAUGCAUGGAUAAGGAGCUCAAAGCCGACAAAUUCCGAAAAGCUGUGCUAAUGGCACUAGAAGGUGAGCGGCAAGAGGAAAGCGAUGUGUGGCCGCCCGAGUAUCGCAUGCGUGAUGUCGACGCUCUAUACAGGGCGGUCAGGGCUAGGGAAGGCGGAGAAAGCACCAUGCUCAGCAUUGUUAUCAUGCGAAGCGACGCGCACUUGCGCGAGGUGUUGAGGACCUAUGAGAAGAAAUACCAAGGCAACUUUGCGAGAGACGCUCUGAAGAAGAGCAACAAUCUGGUUGGUGAAGUCAUUGCACAUAUCCUCAAUGGCGUCAUUAAUCGUCCUGCAAGGGAUGCAAUGCUCCUACACCACGCUCUCACGGACCUCAUGGAACCUGUAAAUGAUUCCCGGUCUUCCAACAGCCGGCUGUCAUCGCGGGAAGCCACUUCUAGCAAGCAUGAACGUCAACAAAGAGUCGAGUUACUCAUCUCUCGCCUUGUGAGAUUACACUGGGAUCGUCAGCAUCUUUUCAGGGUCAAGGCAGAGUACGAAGAGAAGUAUGGCCGCGUAGUCGAGGAGGAUAUUGACGAGGCCACGAGAGGUGACCUGAGAGCAUUUUCUAUUGCCAUCUGCCAAACGGCAAGAUAG